ACUGAAACCAUAUUCGUUAGAUGUUGAUUUUAAAAAAUAAAACAGAGCACUAAAAGGGAACUAAAGAAAGAAAUUGAACGAAUCAGGUUUUUUUCUUCUUUAUAAUAUUAUAUUAUUAGUAUUAUAAACAAUAUUUAUUUUCUUUUAUAAAAAGAAUAAAGAGAGUUUGAUCUAGAGAAGUCUGGAAUUUGUGUUACGGUAAAGACACGUACUUUAUAUUUCCCACACACAUCAAGAAGUUUCCGCCUGUCACUCAAUAUAUAACUUGCCUCGCCGUUAAGCAAUCACCCCAAAAAAAAACGCAAUCUUUUUUCAGCAGAAGAGAAAGUUAACGAUGUGGAAUCAGCCUUACGGCGGCAAAUAUGACGUGGAAUCCGGCGGCCGGCCCCUGUAUCCGAUGAUGCUGGAGAGCCCGGAGCUCCGGUGGUCGUUCAUUAGGAAAAUAUACACAAUCGUCGCUAUUCAAUUGCUCUGCACAAUUGCAGUCGGUGCUGUUGUCGUCACUAUUCAUCCCAUAUCUCUUUUCUUUACCACCACUGGAGCUGGUUUGGCGCUUUACAUCAUUCUCAUCAUCACCCCAUUUAUCGUUUUGUGCCCUUUGUAUUACUAUUACCAGAGGCACCCAUGGAAUUAUUUACUCCUCGGUAUUUUCACUCUUUCUCUUGCUUUUUCUGUGGGGUUGACAUGUGCCUUCACAAGUGGAAAAGUGAUACUGGAAUCCGUAAUCUUAACUGCUGCAGUGGUGAUAAGUCUGACCUUGUACACAUUCUGGGCUGCAAAGAGAGGACACGACUUCAAUUUCCUCGGACCCUUUCUCUUUGGCGCUCUUAUGGUUCUCAUGCUCUUCGCCAUCAUCCAGAUUUUCUUCCCAUUGGGUCGUAUAAGCGUAAUGAUCUACGGCUGUUUGGCAUCCAUAAUAUUCUGUGGGUACAUCGUUUACGACACUGAUAAUCUGAUCAAACGAUAUACGUACGAUCAGUACAUUUGGGCUGCCGUUGCACUGUAUUUGGAUGUCAUCAAUCUCUUCCUUUCUUUGAUGACCGUUUUCAGAGCUGCCGAUAGUUAGAUUAAACCGAGUUUGCUCGACGUUCUUCUCAUCUGAUACUACAAUACUAGAAUACUUUCUGUGUAAAUGAUUCUAUCGACUCUUGAAUAUACCUGUAUGAAUUUAGGAAGACUUGUUAAUAAUACUUUUUGUUCUUUUCGAUGAAUCAAUAGCCGAAAGGUCCUUUUUUUCGUUAGAAUGGUCUGUUUUCUGCUAAUGUGAAAAUUUUAAUUUUACUUU
Erythranthe guttata (spotted monkey flower) is the source of this 1285-nucleotide messenger RNA. Its product is annotated as protein LIFEGUARD 2. The record is from RefSeq and is a predicted model, not a curated record. Gene Ontology annotation, cellular component: membrane. Lineage: Eukaryota; Viridiplantae; Streptophyta; Magnoliopsida; Lamiales; Phrymaceae.